AUGUCCACUAUAUCAACAAAAGUGAAAUAUAACAGCAUAACGGCAGCUUUUACACCCUGGACAGUUCAAUUAGUUAAGAAGCGAUGUGUAGGAUCAAAAGCUUGUAAAGGACAGACUGUGAAGUAUAGCCUUGUUCAUUCUUCGCUGUUCCGAGCAAACCUAUGUAAAAGGCGAUCUCCUGGAACCAGUUUUUUCACCGAUGCCAUCGGCUUCAUGUUUCUGGAAAAACUUCGUAGAGAGUUUUCGAAUCGCCACAGAAUGCUCACUUGUUUUCCGUCACGAAAUGGUGUUGAUCGAAUGGUGUUGAACUGUCAAAAAGGUAUUGGUCGACGUCUCAUGUACCAUGGAUGUUCUAGUCGAAGGGAUUGA
Molecule: messenger RNA, 369 nt
Organism: Necator americanus (New World hookworm)
Lineage: Eukaryota; Metazoa; Nematoda; Chromadorea; Rhabditida; Ancylostomatidae
Exons: 3
Coding region: 1-369 (122 amino acids)
Source: RefSeq, a predicted model, not a curated record